This is a messenger RNA of Trichosurus vulpecula (common brushtail), 2342 nucleotides long. It is a transcript of the gene DMWD, whose product is annotated as DM1 locus, WD repeat containing. Gene Ontology annotation, molecular function: protein binding. Bases 1 to 1896 code for a protein of 631 amino acids. Lineage: Eukaryota; Metazoa; Chordata; Mammalia; Diprotodontia; Phalangeridae. The transcript has 4 exons. The record is from RefSeq and is a predicted model, not a curated record.
AUGGCGGCGGGCGCGGAGGGCGGCACGGGCGCGGGGGCCCUGGGCGACUGCGCCGAGAUCAAGUCGCAGUUCCGGACGCGCGAGGGCUUCUACAAGCUGCUGCCCGGCGCCGAGGGCGCAGCCCGGCGGGCGGGUCCGGCCCCGGCCCCCGGCCCGGCCUCCGCCGCCUCCUGCGCGGCCCCGACCUCGGCCCCGGGCCCGGCCCCCGGUCCAGCCCCCGCCGCCCCGGGCUCCGCCGCUGCCGCCGCCGCCUCCGGGGCCGGGGCCCCCUCCCCGCCCGGGCCGGGGCCCGCGCUGCCCGCCGUGCGCCUGAGCCUCGUGCGCCUGGGCGAGCCCGACCCCGCCGCCGCCUCCGGGGAGCCCACCGGGCCGCCCCCGGCCGCCGGCGACCGGGUCUGCUUCAACCUAGGCCGAGAGCUGUACUUCUAUCCGGGAGGAUCCGGGCGCCGAGGCAGCCACCGGUCCAUAGAUCUCAACAAGCCCAUUGACAAGCGGAUCUACAAGGGUACCCAGCCUACUUGUCAUGACUUCAACCAGUACACUGCAGCCACCGAGACCAUCUCUCUGCUGGUGGGCUUCUCAGCGGGCCAAGUCCAGUACCUAGACCUGAUCAAAAAGGAUACCAGCAAACUCUUCAAUGAGGAGAGGCUGAUUGACAAGACCAAGGUGACCCACCUGAAGUGGCUGCCCGAGUCAGAAAGCCUGUUCCUGGCCUCCCACGCCAGUGGCCACCUCUAUCUGUAUGAUGUGUCUCGUCCCUGUGGCCCUGCCCCACCCCAGUACAGCCUGCUCAAGCAGGGGGAAGGCUUCGCCGUCUACACUGCCAAGGGGAAGGCACCCCGAAACCCACUGGCCAAGUGGGCUGUGGGUGAGGGCCCCCUGAAUGAGUUUGCCUUCUCCCCAGACGGGCGUCACCUGGCCUGCGUGAGCCAGGAUGGCUGCCUGCGCGUCUUCCACUUCGAUUCCAUGCUCUUGCGGGGCCUCAUGAAAAGCUACUUUGGAGGUCUGCUCUGUGUGUGCUGGAGCCCCGAUGGGCGCUACGUGGUGACGGGGGGCGAAGAUGACCUGGUCACCGUGUGGUCCUUCACCGAGGCCCGAGUGGUGGCCAGAGGCCAUGGCCACAAGUCUUGGGUCAACGCUGUAGCCUUUGAUCCAUAUACCACAAGGAGUGAGGAAGAACCAGAGGAGGAAGGGACCCCAAGUGGGAGCGAGCGGGAGGCAGGCUCCUUGCCCCGGCUGCCUCCCCCAGCCGUCACCUACCGCUUUGGCUCAGCUGGCCAGGACACGCAGUUCUGCCUGUGGGACCUGACGGAGGACGUGCUCUACCCCCGGCCCCCACUGGCCCGGCCCCGGGCCCUGGCUGGCAGCACGGAGGCUGCACCUGUCACCCCAGGGCCCCUGCCCAGAUCCCUGUCCCGAUCUAACAGCCUCCCGCACCCGGCAGUGAGUGGCAAGGGUGCCGGGACAGGCACGGGUGGAGUGACGGAGCCUGGGACCCCCUUCAGCAUCGGCAAGUUUGCCACGCUGACCCUCCAGGAGCGUCGUGACAAGGGUGCUGACAAAGAGCACAAGCGCUACCACAGCCUGGGCAACAUCAGCCGGGGUGGCAGUGGCGGCAGUAGCAGCGGAGACAAGCUGGGCGGGCCAGCCCCCCGAGGCCGCCUGGACCCAGCCAAGGUGCUGGGCACGGCCCUGUGCCCUCGAAUCCAUGAGGUGCCCCUGCUGGAGCCCCUGGUAUGUAAGAAGAUUGCCCAGGAGCGCCUCACCGUCCUCCUCUUCUUGGAGGACUGUAUCAUCACCGCCUGUCAGGAGGGUCUCAUCUGUACCUGGGCCCGGCCUGGCAAAGCUGGCCUCUCCUCCCAGCCUGCCAACUCCCCCAGCGGCACUGUGGUGUGAAGCUUGUGGAUUCAGCCGCUCCUGCCUCUCAGCCUCCUGGUCCGUGUCCUGUCUGCUCCAUCUCAAUCCCUCUUAAUGUAUUAACAAGACUAACAGUGGAAGGAGUCCUUGUGUAGCGCACCUCCCCCUUCCCAUGGCCUUGCACAACACCAGGGGUGUCCCUGGCCUGGCCUGUGGGAUGUGGGACCCAGUGUUCUCCCCUGCUUGUACAGUACCCAUUCCAGACAGUCAGUGUUACCCCCCUUGCUUCCCUGCAUGUGAUAGCAGCCAGCCAGACAUCCCCUCGCCUCCCCUUCCAUCUUGGCUCUUUGCACUGAUCCCCCUCUGGCAGGGAUGGCGGGGAGGCCCCUGAAGAGUGUUCUAAAUUAUGGAAACCCCAGUGUCUCUGCCUCCCCCCACACCCUUCAACCUCUUAUUUAUAGUAAAAGCUCCUUGUUUUUACAGUC